Cokeromyces recurvatus is the source of this 1812-nucleotide messenger RNA. RefSeq lists its product as uncharacterized. The record is from RefSeq and is a predicted model, not a curated record. Bases 1 to 1812 code for a protein of 603 amino acids. NCBI's taxonomy places the organism in Eukaryota, Fungi, Mucoromycota, Mucoromycetes, Mucorales, Mucoraceae. Gene Ontology annotation, molecular function: mRNA binding; translation repressor activity; protein binding. The transcript is spliced from 6 exons. Gene Ontology annotation, biological process: nuclear-transcribed mRNA poly(A) tail shortening. Gene Ontology annotation, cellular component: P-body.
AUGCUUCCCAAUGAAUAUAAAUCUCGGCCUGUUAGGCCCAUGUCUGAAAUUAUUAACCCAGGUCGUUUUAUAAGCGAAGCUGAUAUUGCGGGUAACUGGUAUGAAGAUUUGCAAAAUUAUGAAAGAAACUUGGAUGAGAUGGCUUCUGCUACGCUAGAUCAAAAUUUCAAAGAAGAGAUGCAACAUGUUGACCAGUGGUAUCGUUAUUUAACAGAAGCUGAGAAAACGGCUACUAUGUAUACUUUACUUCAACAUUCAAGUCAAGUUCAAGCAAGAUUUUUUAUAAAUUUACUACAACAAAUGUUAAAAAGGGAUCCUUUAUUUUCUUUAUUAACACCUAAUAAUCCCGAUCAAGAUAUGCAAACUCAUUUAGCUGGUGCUAUGGCAAAGGCAGAACUUGAAGCAAGCCAACGUUUAAUGUCUGUGUUGCCUUAUAAGACAGGCCAAGUUAUAAGUCGACCCCCAAGUAGCAAUGUCAAUCGACGUACAGUAGAUCGUCAUUCGUUUGCAUUAGGCGAUACUGAAGAAUAUAGUCGGCUGUUUGGUACUGGCCGUACUGGUAAUGACUUAUUAAAUACAACUCGUUCGCCUUACGUAAGCUCUAUCUUGGAUGAUUCAACUGCCAAUAGUGCUAGACGAUUAAGCAGCCAAACAAGUAGUAAUAGAACGUCUGGACGUGCUAUGUUUAAUAGUAGUGGAAGACCUCACUCUGUGAUUGAAGGUGACACUAAUUCACUUUUCCCUCCCAGCUCUAUAAGCUGGAUGAAUACAAAUAAUAGCAGUAGUAGUAACAACAAUGGUGGUAAUACCAGUUUGCGUCGUCAACCUACAGCAGGUGUAGGGCAUAUUGGUGAUCGUAGUAGUAAAUUAAUAGCUGAACGUCCUAAAUCAGCUGAUAUCAGUAACUGGGCUCUUCCUACUGUCGAUCCUUUAAUUAUGGAUCGUCGUGCAAGUGGCAAUAAUAAUAAUAAUAACAAUAAUAUGAAUAACACUAAUCAUGCAAAUAACACUAAUCAUGCAACGAAUAAUGCAACUAAUAAUAAUAGCAGUAAUGGAUAUGUAUCAGUAUGGGGUACUCAGCCACAGCAGCCACAGCAGCCACAACAAUUAGAUAAUGAUUUAAUUGAUUUUACAAAUUCAAUUCAACAGCCUUUCCGAAGACGAGCUGUAGUGAACCGAAUUCCCGUUUUACCAGAGACAGAUGAGUUAGUUAGAACUUCAUUUUUAUCAGCUUCAAAUGAUACAAGCAGCAGUAGUAGUAAUAAUAACAGGGUUGAUUCCCAUUUCCGUAAACCCAACAACAGUAAUAAUAAUAACCACAGCAGCACUAAAAACAAUGGUUUAGGAGAUCAUUAUACAAAUUAUUUGAUGAAUGCUUCAAACUCGCAACCGUUUCAAGGUAUUAUUGAAAGUACUACAGCGCUUACUUUAGAUGAUCCUAUUGGUAAUAAUGGUACUGGCUAUACAAAUGACCAUAACGAUCAUCAAACCAAUAUAUCCCCUACUAAUUUCAAUAUCAGUAAUACAACAAAUAUCACUACUAACACUAUCAACUCAAGAGCUAAUAAAGAUAAAAAAGCUGUAGAAGUUGUUGAUAUGGAACUCUUGAAAGAUAUCCCUGCUUGGCUCAGGAGUCUUCGUUUACAUAAAUACAAUGCUAUCUUUAGUGACUGUAGCUGGCAAGAAAUUGUUAAAAUGUCUGAUGAAGAUUUGUUAAAGAGAGGCGUGGCAGCCCUGGGUGCUAGACGCAAAAUGCUCAAAGUUUUUGAAAAUAUUAAAGCUCAUUGUGAGAUCAAUAAUAUUCCGUAUUAA